Messenger RNA from Capsella rubella, 1366 nucleotides. Its product is annotated as polyprenol reductase 2. Gene Ontology annotation, cellular component: endoplasmic reticulum. Gene Ontology annotation, molecular function: 3-oxo-5-alpha-steroid 4-dehydrogenase activity. The record is from RefSeq and is a predicted model, not a curated record. The coding region runs from base 140 to 1168 and encodes 342 amino acids. Gene Ontology annotation, biological process: polyprenol catabolic process; dolichol-linked oligosaccharide biosynthetic process. The transcript is spliced from 7 exons. Lineage: Eukaryota; Viridiplantae; Streptophyta; Magnoliopsida; Brassicales; Brassicaceae.
ACAACAGAGUGAGAGAUCAAAGCUAAAGUCACAAACUUGAGAGAGGAUUCAACGAUUGACUUCACAACUGAUUUGUUAUUAUUGUCUUUCCCUCCCACGAAAACUGAAGAAGAAAAAUAAGAGAAGAAACCCAAAAGGUAUGCAAUUGGAGAUUGUGUGGUUGGUUAGAUUCGCUUGGAUCACUGUUUGGAUCGUCUCUAUACUUCCUUUGCUGAUUGCUUCAAUACCCACUUCAAAGCUUGACUCUUUUCGUGAACUCGUUUUGAGUCUCGCUGGUAGAGGCAAGAUACUUCACCCCUCGUCACAGAAGUUUACAAUUCCUCAGAAAUGCUUUGCUCACUUUUAUGUUAUUGGAGUGGUGUGGACGACUCUCCUGCUUGCUGCAACUUGGCUGUAUGCUUGCGAAAUGGCGCCUUUAUCUUCCGAGGAGUUCCAGUUAUCCGACAUUGCAAGCCAUUUAACCGGAGGUUCCCAUGUUUUCUCCUUUCAUAAAUCUCAUAUGACUCCUGUUGAGCAUCGGUUUAAAGUGUGGCGAGCGGUGUUUCUACUUAUUCUGAUGGAGAUACAUGUCUUGAGACGGCUUAUAGAGUCAAUCUAUGUAUUCAAAUAUAGCCCUACCGCUCGGAUGCACAUUCUCGGUUAUUUUGCUGGAUUGUUUUUCUAUGUAACAGCGCCUUUGUCACUCUGCUCCAACAUUGCUCCAGAGGUAGCAAGAUUCGUCGGGAAUCAAGUGGCUGAGUUCAUUGCGAAUGGGAAAAGCCAUACUUCAGCACCUGAAAUAAAUUUGAUAUUUUGUAUAAGCCCUUUGAUGAAGCUUGGAUAUCCCCAGUUGAUUGGUGGAGUUAUUUUUCUAUGGGGAUGGAUACAUCAGCGCCGCUGUCACGCCAUUCUUGGAUCACUUCGGGAGAAUCCGAGCCAAGCGAGAGAGUAUAUAAUUCCGUAUGGAGAUUGGUUUGGGAUAGUCUCUUGUCCGCAUUUCUUGGCAGAAAUCGUUUCAUAUGCGGGCUUACUGAUCGCGAGUGGAGGAACAGACAUAAGCAUAUGGUUACUCUUUGGAUUCGUGGCUGCUAAUCUGACAUACGCAGCUGGAGAAACACACCGCUGGUAUCUCCGGAAGUUUGAGAAUUAUCCGACUAACCGGGAUGCCAUUUUCCCUCAUGUCUACUAAAUGGUUAAGAGAUAGACCACAGCUUAGCCAAGUUUGUACAAUGGUUGAAUUUUCAUGUUUCUGUAAAUGAUAACUUCUGAACAUCUUUGUUGCCUUUUGUGGUGUUGUUGUUUUCAUCGUUUCAAGAAUGUCUUUAACACAAACAAGAGUAUCCUACAGUUUGUUAUAUUAUUCGUAAUGAGCACUUUUUUUUCGAUU